This is a messenger RNA of Notolabrus celidotus (New Zealand spotty), 1886 nucleotides long. RefSeq names its product heparan sulfate glucosamine 3-O-sulfotransferase 3A1-like. Bases 303 to 1463 code for a protein of 386 amino acids. Lineage: Eukaryota; Metazoa; Chordata; Actinopteri; Labriformes; Labridae. Gene Ontology annotation, molecular function: [heparan sulfate]-glucosamine 3-sulfotransferase activity. The record is from RefSeq and is a predicted model, not a curated record. The transcript has 2 exons.
AUACACGUGCGGCUGGUACAUCAGGGCUCGCGGUGGCAUCCUCCACAGAACAAGGACGGAGGACACUUUACUACCUGAGUCAAACAGAGAAGUGCGCACUGAAGACUACAGGACCAGUUCUCUUUGUGGCUUUUGUGCGUCCUCACCUGAGUCCAGACCAGCAGGUAUUAUCUGGCACAGGUGUUACUAUAUCCACAGCAGCACUCUGUGGAUGCAGACUUUCGGUUUCUUCAUGGCAAAAGGACUGGGUAAUGUGUGCCUAGAAUGGCUGUGGCUCCUGCACCGACUACCCAGGGACCGGUAUGGCUUUUAGCCGCAUCAGUAAACUGGACCCCCCGUCCCGAGGCAUCUUCAGGAGAGCGGCGGUCAUGCUGGGCUCUCUCCUCACCUCCCUCUUCCUCCUGCACUGCCUCACGGACCGCUGCAGCACGGUGAAGGGGUCCUCCAGCAGGGUCGAGGGGCACUACGAGGAGUUAAGGUCGAUUCGGAGUAAAAGACUGCUGUAUGAAUGGACAGCCGGGUCGGAGCUGACCGGGUACGGGUCUUCCAGGCGCUCCUCAAGGGUCCUGACGGAUGAGCGCGUGGAGCAGCCCGAGGAGUCCCUCAUGUUGCAGCCUCCGGAUUUAGUCGCGUCCAGGAAAGUGUCGCCCAGGUUCGCAGGUAAACUCAGUCCGCUCGGGGAGGGGAGCAAGAAGCUGCCUCAGGCUCUCAUCAUCGGGGUGAAGAAAGGAGGGACCCGGGCUCUGCUGGAGUUUCUGCGGGUUCAUCCGGACAUCAGAGCCGUGGGAGCGGAGCCGCACUUCUUUGACAGAAACUAUGAGAACGGACUGGAGUGGUACAGGGAUCUGAUGCCGAAAACCCUGGAAGGCCAGAUCACCAUGGAGAAAACCCCCAGCUACUUUGUGACCAGGGAGGCUCCAGCCAGGAUCUCCGCCAUGUCCCGGGACACCAAGCUGAUCGUGGUCGUGAGGGACCCGGUCACCAGGGCUAUCUCAGACUACACUCAGACUCUCUCUAAGAAGCCUGACAUUCCCUCUUUUGAGAGCCUCACCUUCAAAAACAGGACUACGGGUCUCAUCGACACCUCAUGGAGCGCCAUCCAGAUCGGCAUCUACGCCAAGCACCUGGACAACUGGCUGCAGUACUUCCCCAUGGAGCAGAUCCUGUUUGUGAGCGGCGAGCGGCUAAUCAGCGACCCGGCCGGAGAGCUGGGCCGCGUGCAGGACUUCCUGGGACUCAAGAGGAUCAUCACAGACAAACACUUUUACUUUAACCAGACCAAGGGUUUCCCGUGCCUCAAGAAGGCCGAGGGCAGCAGCAAGCCCCACUGCCUGGGCAAAACCAAAGGGCGGACCCACCCGAACAUUGACCCUGAGGUGGUGCAGAGGCUACGGGACUUCUACCGGCCCUUCAACAUGAAGUUCUACCAGAUGACAGGGCGUUUCUUUGGCUGGGAUGACUGAAUGUGUUUUUGUCUGACACUGAGAACAGUCAGAAGUACUGCCAUGGAGUUUGAGGAGCACUUCAGUGGAGAAAUAGAGGUUUUGAGAGUUAAGUUAUUUAAGGAGAAGUUGUAAUAUAUCAGAAAUGUUGCUUUUUUUUUAAGCAUUGUUUGAAUUCUUUUCACUUUAAAGCUCCUUUGACCAACUUUUAGAUUGUGUCGAUUUUGGCACCCCCUGUGGAGCAGGACAAGUUAUCUCUCUGCUGAUCUUGCCCCGUACAAAUGAUGGCUUUAUAAUGUCAUCCAUCUUUAUUUUAAAGGUGCAACACGCAAUUCCCAAUAAAUAUCUGAGUUGAAAGUAUUUUAUAAAGGGCUCAUGUGACACCUACCCUACAGUGCUCGACAGACAUAAAUUAACUAUAUAAAUAUAAUCAUUAUUUUUAUU